This is a messenger RNA of Ruditapes philippinarum (Manila clam), 515 nucleotides long. RefSeq lists its product as uncharacterized. Lineage: Eukaryota; Metazoa; Mollusca; Bivalvia; Venerida; Veneridae. The record is from RefSeq and is a predicted model, not a curated record. The annotation marks the transcript as partial. The transcript is spliced from 4 exons.
GGCGCUCACACCUACAGGGAUAAUGGAUUUUCUAAGCUAUGUGAAAACCUUCUGUGUACGAACGUGACGGCUAAAAACUGGUGUAAUGGAAUGGACGCCUACGAGAAGACGUCGUGCGGGGACAGAAAAUGGUGCAUAAAUGGACAAUGUGUGCAUGAUGCUAAUGCGCCUCAAUCAAAUGAUGCUUGUCCAAUGGGUGAUAUACAAAACGACAGAUCGGUUACACAUUAUCACCUUACAUGUGCGGAAUUAGCCGUACAAAAACCAAGGGCGUGUUACAGUUCACACACUGCUGGUGCUUGUUGUGAAACGUGUGACAGGAUAAAACAACCAGUCAAAGGUUGCGAGUAUGGGGAUCAUCAUUCUGGCUGUACAAAAAGUCAUUGUGGAAGUUAUAAUCAGGAUAGACUUAAUACAUGCUGCCAUACAUGCAGGGGUACAUCUAUUGUCGGCUAGAAUUACCUAUUGUCUAUUGAAUUACCUAUUGAAAAAUAAUAAUGGAUUUGAAAUCACUA